Rhizoctonia solani is the source of this 2388-nucleotide messenger RNA. Its product is annotated as Reverse transcriptase. The coding region runs from base 1 to 2388 and encodes 795 amino acids. The record is from RefSeq and is a predicted model, not a curated record. Lineage: Eukaryota; Fungi; Basidiomycota; Agaricomycetes; Cantharellales; Ceratobasidiaceae. The transcript is spliced from 3 exons.
AUGUCUUCAGCUCAGGCUACGCGUCUCAAUCCAGUUUGCGUCGGGUCCAACAAUAUACUUAAUACAGACUCCGGAAAAUUCCCCAAACAGAUUGGCUGUCUCAUUGCCAAGCUGCAGGGAAUGGACCUUGAAGGCAAGCGGCAAUACCGCGAGAUGUCCGUUGAGUCAGAUGACGACCUGGCCAACACCAAGAGUAGCGACUCGGGCGACAAAACAAUUUUAUACCCAAAGAAGGAAUUAUCUCCCAAGCUUAAGGAAGAGGCAUUCAAUAUAAGAAAUUGGCAAAAAUCAACUGGCGAGCUAGUUACAUUGAUGCAAAAGACACACAAAUUCGUCCCUAUCUUUGAUAAGGGGAAUGAUAAACCAACUUUUGUAGGACGCAUUGUCCCCGCCCGCUCUCGCGGCGCUAUUCCCAGUUUCCCAUCUAGCCACGCUUGUCGCGCGUCACCUUAUGACCGCAUAUAUGCACCCAAAAUCGAUAUAAACUCCCUCUUUGAUGACUUACGUCCCUUUGUUAACCCUGUGCAACCCGAGUUUGGCAAUGAAGUAUUUAAUUAUGCUUCUAAUCUUAAGAUGCUGCUAUCUACAAUCACGCAUGAAACCUUUUUACUCGGUCCCAAAGGACAAAGUGCAAUCCCCACGACGUUUGAAGAGGCUCGCGCCAGCCCUGAUUGGCUGCUCUGGAUGCCCGCAUUUAAUAAGGAAAUCAAUACCUUUUGGGACAAAGGCGUCUGGAGCUUCGCGCAACGCCCAGGAGACAACUCUUUAGUCGUUGACUUGCGUCUCGUAUUCACAAUUAAGCAUGACAAGCAAGGGAAGCCGCAUACAUACAAGGUUCGAAUCGUCGCAAAAGGUUUUACGCAGCAGCCGGGUAAAAAUUACAAUUUUACCAACUCACCCACUCCGUCACUCGAUAUUAUUUGCACUACAAUGGCUGCCGCUGUAAAACAAAACCUCAAAAUUCAUCAAAUCGACGUUCAAUCGGCUUUUCUUAAUGCCCCGCUCGAUGAAGAAAUUUACAUGGAAAUGCCCCCCGGAUACGAACAUCCCAAUUACCCGCGUGAUAAGUUUGUAAUGCGCCUUCAUAAGGCUGUUUAUGGGCUUAAACAAUUGCCAAGAAUGUUCAAUAUAGCGUACUCAGAGCAACUUUGCUUGAUUGGCUAUGUCCCACACCCUACUGAACCUUGCGUUUUUUGUUGCGAAGAGUACUCCAACGAUCGCGAGGGGGAGUAUAACCCACAAAUCAAAUCUUACACGUAUCUUGGCAUUUACGUCGAUGAUCUUAUGGUGUGCGCGACCGCCAAAGUACUUGAAACCGUUAAAUCAGAAAUUAUGGCGAUAUUUCCAUCUCAAGACUUAGGUCAAAUACAACAUUUCAUGGGCAUGAAGGUAGAUUAUAACCAAAGCAAGCAAACUCUUAAGAUAUUGAUGCCAGACUACAUCAGACAACUGGCCAUACGAUUCGGACUUGAGAAAGCAGCCCCAAAACGCGACCCGAUAUCAGCCACGCAUGGUCUGAAACGCGGUCCCAGAGUCACCGACCCAGCCGCUCUUAGCUUCUAUGCUACGGCUAUGGGUGCCUUGCUAUGGCCCGCACUUACUGUCCGUCCCGAAAUUGCGUUUACUGUAUCGCUCUUAUCCUCUGCCAACCAUUUCUUCACCAAACCUCACUUGAACGCGAUCAAACAUCUUAUCGUAUAUCUAGCAAACUCGGCCAACAACGGCAUUACUUACAAUGGACGUCAAAAAUUUAUUGAAUAUACUUUUGCCGACGCUAACUGGGGUUCUGACUACGACGGCGAACAAAAAUCCCAAUCUGGAUAUGUUGUUAUGCUUGCAGGGGGAGCGAUCGCUUGGGCUUCAAAGCGCCAACACUCGGUUGCGCUCUCAACUAAAGAAGCCAAAUUUUAUGCAGUAUCUGAAGCUAUCGUCGCAACUCUUACGACACAACAAAACUUGCGAGGACUGGGCUACGAGCUUGAUACACCGACAAUCGUCUUUAACGACAACCAAGGUCUCAUUGCGACCUUCUCUGACCCGCUUGCUGAUCCACGUCCCAAACAUAUUGAUAUUAAAUUCAAUUUUGCUUGCAACGUUGCCAACAAUGGUAAUGUCAUUAUUAAUUACAUCAGAUCAAACGAUAAUUGGGCCAAUAUAUUCACAAAAGCACUGCCGUACCCAUUAUUCUCAACUCUCCAAUCGCAGAUUUUGAAUAAUCAUUCAGAAUCUGAUUUCAACUCCAAUAACUCCAAAUCCGGCUACGCUAUUCAAAUGCCAUCAGCAAAGAUGAUGAUCGAAGAUCACUGUUCAAAGUCCGAUCGCCGCCAAGAUUUCCAAAUCUGGCAAGAACGCGAAUACAUCGCCUACGCAAACCAAUGGAUUAAUUAG